Babjeviella inositovora NRRL Y-12698 is the source of this 383-nucleotide messenger RNA. RefSeq lists its product as uncharacterized. Gene Ontology annotation, biological process: amino acid transmembrane transport. Lineage: Eukaryota; Fungi; Ascomycota; Pichiomycetes; Serinales. Gene Ontology annotation, cellular component: membrane. Gene Ontology annotation, molecular function: amino acid transmembrane transporter activity. The transcript has a single exon. The record is from RefSeq and is a predicted model, not a curated record. The annotation marks the transcript as partial.
AUGAGUACAAAUAUUCACACAGAAAAACUGAACGGAGUAAAUAUCACAGCUUCAGCAGUAGACUUCGAUGCUUCAUCCUCUAAUGACCCACACUACACUGCUUCCUCCCCUUCCAAAUGGAGCAACUUCAAAGAUUCCUUCGGGAGGAUGGACACUAAUGAACCAUCAUACGCAGGCAUGACUGAUUUGGAAAGGGCGGUUGCUGCCACCGCCAAAUCUCCGUUGAGUCAAUCCUUGAAGUCCCGUCACUUACAGAUGAUCGCCAUUGGUGGUGCUAUUGGUACGGGUUUGUUUGUCGGAAGUGGUUCUGCUCUUAGAACUGGAGGACCGGCGGCUUUGCUUAUCGGCUGGAUUCUCGUCGGGACGAUGAUCUACUGUACGGU